UCGCCGGCGGGGUGAGGCGGUGGCGCCGGCGUUGCUCGGCCCCUUUCGGAGCCGGCACCUCAAGGAGCCCGCAUCGCCGCUGCUGCCGCCGCCAUGUCCAGGGCCGAGUCUCCCAAGGAGCCCGAGCAGCUGCGCAAGCUCUUCAUCGGCGGUCUGAGCUUUGAGACGACAGACGAGAGCCUUCGCAGCCACUUUGAGCAAUGGGGCACGCUCACCGACUGCGUGGUGAUGAGGGACCCAAACACCAAGCGUUCCAGGGGCUUUGGAUUUGUCACGUACUCCUCCGUUGAAGAAGUCGAUGCCGCCAUGAACGCCAGACCGCACAAAGUCGAUGGCAGAGUUGUUGAACCAAAGAGGGCUGUGUCCAGAGAGGACUCUCAAAGGCCUGGUGCUCACCUAACAGUAAAGAAAAUCUUUGUCGGGGGCAUCAAGGAAGACACAGAGGAGCACCAUUUGCGGGACUACUUUGGGCAAUACGGCAAGAUCGAGGUGAUUGAGAUCAUGACAGACCGCGGCAGUGGCAAAAAGCGAGGUUUUGCCUUUGUCACCUUCGAUGACCACGACUCUGUGGACAAAAUUGUCAUUCAGAAAUAUCACACGGUCAACGGCCACAACUGCGAAGUGCGGAAAGCCCUGUCCAAGCAGGAGAUGGCCAGCGCCUCAGCCAGCCAGAGAGGACGCAGCAGCUCGGGGAACUUCGGAGGGGGCCGCGGAGGUGGAUUUGGUGGGAAUGACAACUUCAGCCGGGGCGGCAACUUUGGCAGUCGCGGUGGGUUUGGUGGCAGCCGCAGUGGUGGCUAUGGAGGCAGUGGAGACGGCUAUAAUGGAUUUGGCAGCGACGGGUAUGGCAGCAGUGGCAGCGGCCCUGGCUACUCUGGAGGCAGCAGAGGCUACGGCGGCAGCAGCAACUACGACAGCUACAACAAUGGUGGUGGCGGCUUUGGCGGGGGCAGCGGAGGCGGCAACUUUGGCAGCGGUGGCAACUACAAUGACUUCGGCAGUUACAACAGCCAAUCCUCUAACUUUGGCCCUAUGAAAGGAGGCAGCUUUGGAGGCAGGAGCUCUGGGCCGUAUGGCGGCGGCGGCUACGGUGGCUCCAGUGGUGGCAGUGGUGGCAGCUACGGCAGCGGCCGGCGGUUUUAAGCCCCAGGAAACAAAGCUUAGCAGGAGAGGAGAGCCAGAGAAAGGACAGGGAAGCUGCAGGUUACCACAGUUUGAACUCAGCCAAAUCACAGUGGUGGCAGGGGGUAGCUGCUACAUGAAGACAUGUGUUAGCCACUCUCCUUGCAAACACAAGGACUGUAUUUGUGACUCGUACUCCAGGUUAUUUUAGUUUCUGUGCCGUGGCCGUGCGAAGCGCUCCACCGAGGGCUCUGGGGACUCACUGUCCGUUUCCGCGCCCAUGCCGUCGAUUUGCAAACUGUAAUAGACUGAUCAUGACGCUGAAUAAAUGUGUCUUCUUUUUUA
This is a messenger RNA of Alligator mississippiensis (American alligator), 1467 nucleotides long. It is a transcript of the gene HNRNPA1, whose product is annotated as heterogeneous nuclear ribonucleoprotein A1. Gene Ontology annotation, molecular function: RNA binding. The transcript has 11 exons. The coding region runs from base 94 to 1143 and encodes 349 amino acids. Lineage: Eukaryota; Metazoa; Chordata; Crocodylia; Alligatoridae. The record is from RefSeq and is a predicted model, not a curated record.